Molecule: messenger RNA, 1560 nt
Organism: Pyrus x bretschneideri (Chinese white pear)
Lineage: Eukaryota; Viridiplantae; Streptophyta; Magnoliopsida; Rosales; Rosaceae
Product: protein LAZY 1
Exons: 5
Coding region: 127-1305 (392 amino acids)
Biological process (GO): regulation of auxin polar transport; gravitropism
Source: RefSeq, a predicted model, not a curated record
AGGCUUUCGGGUAAUCAUUUGACACCUUAUUCAUAAAUAAGCAUAAAGACUGACUAGUAAUGAAAAGAAGUUACACUUUCAGCCUCUCCUAGCAAAGCUCAAGUCAUCUAAAAGAAAGGUUACAAGAUGAAGUUACUAGGUUGGAUGCAUCGUAAGUUUCGGCAGAAUAGCAACGAUCCAUUUAAAGUUUUCGUCGUUGAACAUUCUUGUGGUUGUCUUUCAGGGCAGCCAUCGCUCGACGAUCAACAAUACUAUCCGAAGCCAAACUGCGGCACGAAAUCCUUCAAACAAGUCCCAAGAGAUCAGCACGUUCGAAAAUCUUUCAACGGUCUAGAAGCAGCUAGGACAGAAGAAGAAUACUACGAAGAAGAAUCAUCUGCUGAAGCAUCUGAGCUCUUCCAUGGAUUUCUUGCAAUCGGUACUCUUGGCAGCUCGGACCAAUUGACCACUGAACCAUCAACUCCAACGCUUGGAAUCUCUGUGGAGAACAUAACCGAAAAAGAAACUGAGGCCACGGAGAACGAGCUGAAGCUCAUCAAUGAUGAAUUGGAGAGAGAGUUGGUGGCUGAUCCGGCGAAGGAUGAUAUUUGCAAUGAUUCAUCUGGAAGAAACAGCUAUGUCAGCAAUGGAAGAAGUAGCCAUGGAAGCACCAUUACCCUUAGUGGGAAGGCACUGGAAGGCGCAGAGAGCAACGGGAUCAAUGGCACUGCGGUGUGCCCGCUCCAGGGAUAUCUAUUCGGGUCGGCAUAUGAAUUGUCUGAAACAACAAGCGUGACAAAGAAGGAACACAGGACAUCCCUUGGUGAGCUAUUUCAGAGGACUAAGUUGGCAGAAGAGAUUUCUGGAGCAAAAUUAAGCAAGGAGGAGAAGCGAGCAGAGAAGGAAGCGGAUAAGUCCGCCAUGCACUUGAUGAAAAAGAUGCUCAAGAAAAAAAUGAUUCACGCUUCUUCUCGUGGCUCCGGCGGAGCUGCUGAUCACGCUUCAGCAGAAACAAAACUCAAUAAGAUCCUUCACAUGUUUCAUAGAAAAGUUCACCCUGAAACCUCGGCGGCUGAGCAAAAACCUGGUAAGUACGAAAGGAACCAAACCAAGAAGAAAACAAGCAGUGAGGGGACUUACAGCAAUGGAGAUCAGGAGGAUGAUAUUAUCUUAUAUCCUCAGCAAGGAUUUUCUUCAAAUCCGAGCAUGCGGCGCUACAAGAGCCAAUCAAACCCGCCCCAAAUCGCGCUUAGCGGCAUGGAUUCAAAUGAUAACAGGGAGCAAUGGAUCAAAACGGAUGCAGACUACCUAGUCCUGGAGCUGUGAAAGGAGAAGAUUCAAAAGUCGUGUUUUUCAAAUUGUGAUGCUUGAUUAGUAAGAAGUGAUUCUCUACAGAUUUCAAUAUUAUUUGUAAGAGUGAGAUUUUACUUGUUGGUAAUAAUUAUCAAAGAAUAUGAGUGGAACAGAUGAAUAAAAGAGGCAUUGAUUCCUCUUAUGAAUCUAUCUGAAUGGUGAAUGUAACUUAUAAGAUCGAUUAUGUACUUUUGCUUGGUGAUCAUAGUUAUAAAAAAUUUUGAAUUU